This is a messenger RNA of Colletotrichum orchidophilum, 684 nucleotides long. Its product is annotated as ctr copper transporter. Gene Ontology annotation, biological process: copper ion transmembrane transport. Gene Ontology annotation, cellular component: membrane. Lineage: Eukaryota; Fungi; Ascomycota; Sordariomycetes; Glomerellales; Glomerellaceae. Gene Ontology annotation, molecular function: copper ion transmembrane transporter activity. The transcript has 3 exons. The record is from RefSeq and is a predicted model, not a curated record. Bases 1 to 684 code for a protein of 227 amino acids.
AUGGACGGCAUGUCAAUGGCCACCACAACCGCCGCCAUGGCUGCUACUGGCACCAUGAGCAUGGCCGCUACCACGAGCACCAAGGCCGCCAUGUCUGGCAUGGGAAGCAGUACCGGCUGCAAAAUCUCUAUGUUGUGGAACUGGAACGUCAAGGACAGCUGCUUCAUCAGCAGCCAAUGGAAGAUCACCUCCAACGGCAUGUUCGCGGGCUCUUGCAUCGGCGUCAUCCUCCUGGUCAUGGUCCUCGAGGCCCUCCGCCGCGCCGUCAAGGAGUACGACAGAUACCUCAUCAAGGCCCACAGACAGCGCUACGCCAGCGCCGGUGCCGCCUCCCCAAGCUCCGCUAGCGCCGACGACCACGCCAAAGGCCCCUCCGGCUCCGCCGCCGCCAUCGCCGCCCACGUCGUCCCGCCCUUCCGCCCCAACGUCCUGCAGCAGGCCGUCCGAGCCCUCAUCCACAUGUGCCAGUUCGCCGUCGCCUACUUCGUCAUGCUGCAAGUCUACUUUGCUACCGUCCGAGAGAAUUGCGCUAAUAACUUCUUCAGGCUUGCCAUGUACUACAACGGCUACCUCAUCAUCUGCAUCUUCAUCGGCUCCUACAUUGGCGCCUUCCUAUUCCAGUGGGAGACCCUCUACGAUGAGCCCACCUCUGCUGCCCGCGAGGCCACCGUUUGCUGCGGUUGA